Parus major (Great Tit) is the source of this 7325-nucleotide messenger RNA. It is a transcript of the gene NBEAL2, whose product is annotated as neurobeachin like 2. Gene Ontology annotation, biological process: intracellular protein localization. Gene Ontology annotation, molecular function: protein kinase binding. The record is from RefSeq and is a predicted model, not a curated record. Gene Ontology annotation, cellular component: membrane; cytosol. Lineage: Eukaryota; Metazoa; Chordata; Aves; Passeriformes; Paridae.
GCCGCUGGUUCCCAGCCGGGCCGGCCCCGGGCAUGGCUUCCCGGGAGCGCCUCUGCGAGCUCUGGAUGCUCUACUUCGCCAAGAAGGACCUGUCCUACCUGCAGCAGUGGCUGGAGGCCUUCGUCAGCAGCUUCGAGAGGGUCAUCGCCCUGCCCUCGCUGCAGCCCCGCAGGCCGGAGGAUCCGGGCUCAGAGAUCCCGGCGCUGCCGCGGGAGGUGCUGCAGGUGCUGAGCCAGCGGCUGGGACACAGCGUGGCCGCGGGGACGCGCGACGGCGAGCGCGGCGCGGGGCUGGGCCAGGCCCUGCUGCUCCUCAAGUUCUUCAUCAUCAUCUGCAGGAACCUGGAGAACGUUCAGCCCGACCGGAGCCCCGGCUGCCUCCCGCACGUGCUGCGGCUGCUGCGGCUCUGCGGGAGCCAGCUGGAGAAGGGGACACAGCUGGAAAACGGGACACAGCUGGAAAACCGGACACAGCUGGAAAACCGGACACAGCUGGAAAACGGGAUGCUCCACGCCCUGCACCUCUGCGAGUGCUUCCUCGACCCCUACCAGACCUGGCGCCGGCAGCUGAGCGGGGAAUCCAUCAGCGCCAAGGAGAAGAGCAAAUACAAGUUUGCCCCUGCCCCGCUGCCCCCCGAGUUCGGUGCCUUUUUCCAAGAGAGUUUCCAAGCUGGGAAGCAGCUCCCGGAAACGAUCCAGCUCCGGAUUAUCCAUCUUUUUGGAGCCAUCCUCUCCGGAUCCAAGCCCAACGCGCUCCAGGCCAUCACUCCGGCGGCACUGGAAGCGCUCCUGGGGGUUCUGCGGCGGGGUGGCAGCGGGAGCCCCCCGUCCCCGGCGCUGCUGGAGGCCACGCUGCGCUCCAUGGUGGCCGCGGUCCACGUCCUGCACGGCUCCAGCCCCGGCGCCGGCCCCGUGUCCCUGCGGAGCCUCCUGGACGGAUACUUCAGGGUGCUCAACUCCGACCUCCCCGCGGCGUCCCUGGCGCCCGAGGCGGCCGGUGGCCUCAUCGCCCUGCGGGUGCUCAUGUUGGAUGCCAUCCCGGCCAUGCUGAACUGCCAGGACCGGCCGGUGCUCCAGGCCGUGUUCCUCAGCAACAACUGCUUCGAGCACAUCAUCCGCCUGCUCCAGAACAGCAAGCUCUACCUCGGCGGCUCGCGGGAGGCGGGUGAAGUCCGGGACGAGGUUCCCACCCGGAACGGGGAUGGACUCCAGCAGGUCAACGCCGGCAGCUCUGACGCCAUCGCUGUCCACGCCCUCGGCGUGCUCACGGCCAUCAUGAGCAACUCACCCUCGGCCAAGGAGGUGUUCAAGGAGCGCAUCGGCUACACCCACCUCUACGAGGUGCUGAGGAGCCAGGGCCAGCCCACCCAGCGUCUGCUCCAGGAGCUCCUCAACAUGGCAGUGGAGGGUGACCACAGCUCCUUCCCGGUGCAUCCCAUCCGCAACGAGCAGCCCCUGCUGAUCCUGCUGGCCUGGCUGCCGGCGCUGGAAUGCCGGGAUCUCCAGGUGUUCCUGUCGGCGUGGCUGCGGCGCCUCUGCGAGGCCUCCCUGCCCAGCCGCCUCACCUGCGUCAAGGCGGGCAUGGUGGGCUCCCUGCUGGGCGCCCUGGCCACCGAGCCGGCGCUUCCCAGUGCCUGCUCCCAAAACCUGCUGGAGCUGCUGCGCUCCUUGGGCAGCCUCUCCAUCCGGCCCGGGGAGCUGCGGCAGCUCCUGCGGCUGCUGCGGCGCGAGCGGGGCCGGGGGCCGCAUCCCUACGUGGCUCCGGUCAUCCGGGCGUUGUCCGGCAUGGCCAGGGGCGAGGGGCCUCCCCGGGCCCUGCAGAGCUUCGACCUGAGCCCCGGCAUGGCCGGCAUCAUGGUGCCCACCAUCCAGAAGUGGCCUGGCGGCGCCUUCGCCUUCCACGCCUGGCUGUGCCUGAGCGAGGAGGAGCCGGAGCCGCCGGCGAGGCCCAAGAGGAGGCAGCUCUACAGCUUCUUCACGGCGGGCGGGACGGGCUUUGAGGCGUUCUUCACCGCGGGCGGCGUGCUGGUGGUGGCCGUGUGCACCAAGAAGGAUUACAUGACGGUGGCACUGCCGGAGUUCGCCUUCAACGACUCGGCUUGGCACUGCGUUGACAUCGUCCACGUUGCCGGCCGUCGGCCCUUCGGCCAGAACAUCGUCAGCAUCUACGCCGACGGACACCUGCGGAAAACGGCGCAGCUCCGCUUCCCGUCCCUGCACGAGUCCUUCACCUCCUGCUGCAUCGGCUCCGCGGGCCACCGGACCACCACGACGGCCGCCACCGCUGCCGGGCACCCACCGGGAUCCCACGGGCCGGAGCUGGUCUUCCCCCAGCACCCUGUGCUGGGACGCUCCCAGUCUGUCCCCGCCACCCUCGGGCCCCACUCUUGGACCCCCACCCAGCUGCCCACCGAGGGGGUGGUGUCCACCACGGCGGCCGGAAGCCAGGACACGGAGUGGGGCAGCCCCACCUCGCUGGAAGGUCACCUGGGCUCUGUGGCCAUCUUCUGCGAGGCCCUGCAGCAAACCCAGGUCAAGGCUCUCUUCUGUGCAGGACCAAAUGUGACAUCCCCGUUCACUCUGGAAGGUGACUUGGUGGAGCUCAGCAGUAAACUCUUGCUGUACUACACCCCCCAGGCCUGCAGGAACAACAUCUGCUUGGACCUCUCUCCCAGCCACGGCUUGGACGGGAGGCUGACCGGACACAAGGUGGUCAACUGGGACAUCAAGGACGUGGUCAACUGCGUGGGUGGGAUGGGGGUGCUCCUGCCCCUGCUCGAGCAAGUGGUGUCCAAGACGGAGGAGCCUGAGGAUGAGCAGGAGACCAACGACCUGGUGGGGCCGGAGCUGACGUCCUCCAGGAACGCCCAGGGCAUGCUCAUCCCUCUGGGAAAGUCCUCAGAGAGCAGGCUGGAGAGGAACAGCGUGGCCGCCUUCCUGCUGCUGGUGAAGAACUUCCUGAGGAACCACGCCGUGAACCAGGAGAGCCUGGUGCAGUGCCAUGGGCCGGCCAUCAUUGGAGCGCUGCUGCACAAGGUCCCCGGCACACUGCUGGACAUGAGCACCUUGGUGGCCUCGCAGAUCCUCAUGGAGCAGGUGGCUUCUGAGGGCAGCGGGCUCCUGCUGCACCUCCUCUACCAGCACCUCCUCUUUGACUUCCGCAUCUGGAGCAACAGCGACUUCGCCGUGCGCUUAGGUCACAUCCAGUACCUGGCCAGCGUGGUCAAGGACCACAAGCAGCGCGUCCGCAGGAAGUACGGGGUGCAGUUCAUCCUGGACUCCAUCCGGACCUACUACAGCACCUCCAGGGAGAAGACCACGGCCACCGACGACAUCAGGACAGUGCAGACCUCCCUUUUCAGCCUGGUGAAGGACUUCUUCUGCAGGAGCUUCUCCGGGGAGGAGAUGCAGAGCUUGCUGAACUACCUGGCUGGGGCACAGGACGAGCAGCAGGUCUGUGGGGCGCUGGAGGUGAUCCACAGCCUGCUGAAGGGCUCCCCAGCCCAGGAGCAGCUCUUUGCUUUCCUCUUCGAGCCGGGCCACGUGGAGCUGCUCUUCUCCCUGCUGGUGCAGAAGAAGUUCUCGGAUGAAGUGCGGGAAAGGGUCUUCAAGAUCCUCUACAAGAUGCUGAAGUACGAGAAGGUCCCCGAGCGCAGCAAGAGCCGCCUGAAGCUGAAGGACAUCGGGUACCACGGGCUCAUCUCCUGCCUCAGCGACAUUCCCGGCUCCAUGCUGCUCUUCCGCUGCCUCUCGGAGCAGGUCCUGGGGGCAGACCCUCCCAACUACAAGGACCUGGUGGCUGUGGUGUACCUGUCCCACCGGGCUGAGCUGAGCAUCCGGCUCGACAUCUGCCGCAAGCUCUUCCACCUGAUCUACGCGCAGCAGGACCUGGUGAAGCAGCUGGCCAGGUUGGCCGGCUGGCAGGACACGCUCACCAAGCUCUACGUGAAGGAGCCUCAGACCAGGAGCUCUCCGAGGGCUUCUCCGACCACUCCAUCUCCCCGAGCGGUCGCACCAAGUCCUUCCACUCCUACAACUUCAAGUCCUUCGACUCCUGACCGGGCCAGCCGCUCGUCGUCCAACCCCGGGGACGGUCCCCCCUUCGAUGGCAUCUACCACCCGCUGUCCCCCUUCUCCACCUCGCCCUUCGACCUGGGGCUGGACCUGGCCAGCACCAGCUCCAUGGCCACGGCUGAGAGCGGCACCCAGACCCCGGCCAGCGGCCCCGGCACCCCCUCGCCCCUGGAGAGCUUCAAGCCCUUCCCAGGAAUGCGAGCGCGCAAGAGCUCCAGCCUGUCCAACGUCCUGGAUGAGAGCAGCUACCAGGACGCGCUGCCCAGCGACAACAUCUCCAACACCAGCAACCCCCAGCAAACCCCCGAGGAGGAGCUGUGCAACCUCCUGACCAACAUCAUCUUCUCGGUGACGUGGCGCGGGGUGGAGGGCUGGGACGACGCGGCCUGGAGGGAGCGCGGCCAAGUCUUCUCCGUGCUCACCAAGCUGGGCACGGCCUGCGAGCUGGUGCGGCCUCCGGAUGAGAUCAAGCGCAGCCUGCUGGAGAUGAUGCUGGAGUCGGCGCUGACCGACCUGAAGGAGUCGGGCAGGGCCGCGCUGCCCGGGCUCACCCACAACGCCCUCAAGCUGCUGCGGCUGCUCCAGGAUUUCCUCUUCUCCGAGGGACACAGCAACCAGGCCCUGUGGAGCGAGAAGAUCUACGAGGGUGUCAGCAGCCUGCUGGACAAGCUGGGCGUGUGGCACCACCUGUCCAACGGCUCCUCCGACCUGAGGGAGAUGGCGCAGACGGGCCUGCGGGUGCUCCUCGGGUACAUCCUGCUGCAGGACCCCCAGCUGCACUCGCUGGCCUACGUCAAGCUGCACAGCCUCCUGCAGACCACCUCGGCCCCGCGGAGGGACGAGGCCUGCUACCUGCUGGGGAAGCUGGAGACGCCCCUGCGGCGCUCCCUGGAUUCCAGGUCAGAGGCCUUCUCCUGGUUGGUGCCCAUCAUCCGCACGCUCAUGGAUCAGUGCUACGAGACCCUGCAGCUGCAGCAGUUCCUGCCCUCGCUGCCCCCCACCAACGGCAGCCCCACCUUCUACGAGGAUUUCCAGCUCUUCUGCAGCACCCCAGAGUGGAGGGGCUUCAUCGAGAAGCACGUGCAGCCCACCAUGGCCCAGUUUGAGAUGGACACGUUUGCCAGGAGCCACGACCUGAUGUCCAAUUUCUGGAACGCCUGUUACGAUGCCAUGAUGAGCAGCUCCCAGCGCCGGGAGCAGGAGAAGGCGGCCAGCCGCAAGUUGUUCCAGCCACCUCCCGCCCCCACCCAGUUCCCCUGGAUCCUGCGGGAUUACGUCUCGGAGACCCUGGACCUCACCAACCCGGCCGUGUUCCGGGACCUGUCCAAGCCCAUCGGGGUGGCCAACGAGCGGCACGCCCGCGACGUCAAGGAGAAGUACGAGAGCUUCGAGGACCCCACGGGCACGGUGGACAAGUUCCACUACGGCACUCACUACUCCAACGCCGCCGGGGUGAUGCACUACCUGAUCCGCACCGAGCCCUUCACCACCCUCCACAUCCAGCUGCAGAGCGGCAGGUUUGACUGCUCGGACCGGCAGUUCCACUCGGUGCCAGCGGCCUGGCAAGCCCGCAUGGAGAACCCGGUGGAUGUCAAGGAGCUCAUCCCGGAGUUCUUCUACUUCCCGGAGUUCCUGGAGAACCAGAACGGCUUUGACCUGGGCUGCCUCCAGCUCUCCAAUGAGAAGGUCGGGGACGUGGUGCUGCCGCGCUGGGCGCGCUCCCGCGAGGACUUCAUCCAGCAGCACCGCAAAGCCCUGGAGUCGGAAUAUGUCUCUGCCCACCUCCACGAGUGGAUCGACCUCAUUUUUGGGUACAAGCAGCGCGGCCCGGCCGCCGUGGAGGCCCUCAACGUCUUCUACUACUGCACCUACGAGGGGGCCGUGGACCUGGACGCCAUCACCGACGAGACGCAGCGCAAGGCUCUGGAGGGCAUCAUCAGCAACUUCGGGCAGACGCCCUGCCAGCUGCUCAAGGAGCCCCACCCCGCCCGGCUGUCGGCAGAGAGCGCGGCACGCCGGCUGGCCCACCUCGACACCCGCUCCCCCAACGUCUUCGAGAACCUUGACCAGCUCAAGUCCUUCUUCGUGGAGGGCAUCAGUGAUGGGGUGGCCCUGGUGCAGGCCGUGGUCCCCAAGAACCAGGCCCAUUCCUUCAUCACUCAGGGAUCCCCCGACAUUCUGGUCACUGUGAGUGCCAACGGCUUGCUGGGGACCCACAGCUGGCUGCCCUACGACAAGAACAUCUCCAACUACUUCAGCUUCACCAAAGACCCCACUGUCACCAACGCCAAGACCCAGCGCUUCCUGCAGGGCCCCUUCGCCCCCGGGGCCGACCUGAGCUCCCGCACGCUGGCCGUGUCCCCCGACGGGAAGCUGCUCUUCAGUGGGGGACACUGGGACAACAGCCUCCGUGUCACCUCGCUGGCCAAGGGCAAGGUGGUGGGGCACAUCACCCGGCACAUAGAUGUUGUCACCUGCCUGUCACUCGACCUCUGCGGCAUCUACCUCAUUUCUGGCUCUCGGGACACCACCUGCAUGGUGUGGCAGGUCCUACAGCAGGGUGGCUUUUCCAGCGGCUUGGCUCCCAAACCCGUCCAGGUGCUGUACGGCCACGACGCCGAGGUGACGUGCGUGGCCAUCAGCACCGAGCUGGACAUGGCCGUGUCCGGCUCCAAGGACGGCACCAUCAUCACCCACACCGUGCGCCGGGGUCUCUUCAUCCGCUCCCUGCGGCCGCCUGGCGAGAGUUGUCCCCCCGCCCUCCUGUCCCACCUGGCCGUGGGGCCCGAGGGGCAGGUGGUGGCCCAGACCGCUGUGGGGCAGCCCUCCUGCUGCAAGGACAGGUUCGCGCUGCACCUGUACUCGGUGAACGGGAAGCUCCUGUCCUCCAUCCCGCUGGACCGGGAGGUGACAGCCAUGUGCCUGACCGAGGACUUCGUGGUGCUGGGGACCUCGGAGUGUGGGCUGGAGAUCCGUGAGCUCCAGAGCCUCAGGGCGGCCGUGCCCCCGGUGCCCAUGCGCGUGCCCGUGCGCAGCGUGUCCGUCACCAAGGAGAGGAGCCACAUCCUGGUGGGGCUGGAGGACGGGAAGCUCAUCGUGGUGGGAGCUGGGCAGCCCGCGGAGGUGAGCGGGACCCCCGGGACGCCAGGACGUGGCUCGGUGUCCCCUGGGUGUUCCCAGGGUGGGGACAUCGGUGUGUCCUCUCCAGAGCUGGGGUGGGCAGGGAAUGUGGGAUAGGGAUGGGGUGGACAU